Molecule: messenger RNA, 3583 nt
Organism: Nicrophorus vespilloides
Lineage: Eukaryota; Metazoa; Arthropoda; Insecta; Coleoptera; Silphidae
Product: dentin sialophosphoprotein-like
Exons: 2
Biological process (GO): transcription elongation by RNA polymerase II
Cellular component (GO): nucleus; elongin complex
Source: RefSeq, a predicted model, not a curated record
AUGAAAGAUGUAAUAGAAAGUCUUAUGAAAGAACGUAGUGAGAAAAAGGAUGAUCCAAUCAAACUUCAAACAACGCAUGAUGAUGAGAGUAGCUCGUCCUCAGGAAGCAGCAGUAGUGAGAACAGUGGUGAUGAGAGUAGCUCAUCUUCUGGAAGUAGCAGUAGCGACAGCAGUGAUGAUACGAGUAGUUCAUCCUCAGAAUGUAUCAGUAGCGACAGCAGUGAUGAUGAAAGUGGCUCAUCCUCUGGAAGCAGCAGCAGCAGCGAUGACAGUGAUAAUGAGAAAGAUCAUAAGAUUGAUUGUGAAUGGGAGUCGAUUUUAGAUAAUGGUUUGAAUAAUGGUAUAAAAAUGAUCAUUCGUAGAAAAUCCUCGAGUUUGUUGAUAAAGAAGUCUGAAACGCAUAAAAGUGUUAAAGAAGAAACGAAAUCAUUAGCAAGUAUUGGAUAUUCAAGCAAUAGUGAGGCUCUGCAGGAUGAGUUUGUAUCGCCAAAAGCUUCAAAAAUGCGUAAUCCUAAUAUCAAAUUGACUAAUACAAGAAACUCAUCAAGCUAUUCUGUAGAUAAGUCCACAUCAAUCAAAAAUAGUGAGAUAUUAGGACAAUCAACAGUAGAUGUAUCACAUGAUCUUGAAAAGAAGGAUAUGAACACUUCAAUAGGAAAUAUCUGGAAAGAGAACCACAACAGUGAAGUAACAAAGGUGCAAGACGAUGUUAGAAAAAAGAAAACCAUAUCACGAGAAAUUAGUAGAUCUUCAAGAAACAACUGUGUCAUUAAAAAGGAAGUUUUGGAUGAUGAUUUAAUUGUAAGUAAUUCGAAUGUAGCUGAUGUUUCAAAUCAGAGUGGUCCCAGUAUAAAACAUGCUAUUAGAAGAGAAUCUGCAAACCACAUUGCAGUUAAGUCCGCGCCAUUGGAAAGUCUUAAGAUAUUAAAACAAUCAACAAAAGAAUUAUCACGUGAUCUUGAAAGGAAGGAUAUGAACACUUCAAUAGAAAAUAUCUGCAAAGUAAAACACAACAGUGAAGUAACAAAAGUGCAAGACGAUGUUAGAAAAAAGAAAACCAUGUCACGAGCAAUUAGUAGAUCUUCAAGAAACAACUGUGUCAUUAAAAAGGAAGUUUUACAGGCUGAUUCAAUUGCAGGUAAUUCGGACGUUGCUGAUGUUUCGAAUCAGAGUGAUCCCAGUAUAAAACGUACUAUUAGAAGAAAAUCUGAAAACCACAUUUCAGUUAAGUCCGCGCCAUUGGAAAGUCUUAAGAUAGUAGACCAAUCAACAAUAGAAUUAUCACGUGAUCUUGAAAGGAAGGAUAUGAACACUUCAAAAGAAAAUAUCUGCAAAUUGAAACACAGCAAUGAAGUAACAAAGGUGCAAGACGAUGUUAGAAAAAAGAAAACCAUAUCACGAGCAAUUAGUAGAUCUGCAAACAACUUUGCAGUUAAGUCCGCGCCAUUGGACAGUCUUAAGAUAUUAGAACAAUCAACAAUAGAAUUAUUACAUGAUCUUGAAAAGAAGGAUAUUAACACUUCAGUAGAAAAUAUCUGCAAAGUGAACCACAACAGUAAAGUAACAAAAGUGCAAGACGAUGUUAGAAAAAAGAAAACCAUAUCACGAGCAAAUAGUAGAUCUUCAAGAAACAGCUGUGUCAUAAAAAAGGAAGUUUUAAAGGAUGAUUCAAUUGUAGGUAAUUCGUACGUUGCUGAUGUUUCGAAUCAGAGUGAUCCCAGUAUAAAACGUACUAUUAAAUCUGCGCCAUUUGAAAGUCUUAAGAAAUUAGAACAAUCAACAAUCGAUUUGUCGCAUAAAAAGAAGUAUAUAGAUACUUCAAUAGACAAUAUUUGUAAAUUGAACAACCACAACGAAGUAAGGAAGCCGCAAAAGAAUGAUAGAAAAGAAAAAACCAUUUCAUCAGCAUCUAGUAGAUCUUCAAAAAUUAGCGAUAAAACGAAAAAGAAAAUUUUGGAGGAUUAUUUGAUUGUAAGUGAUUCCGUUAUUAGUGCGUUUAACAAUGAUCCCAGUAUAAAACCUACUAUUAGAAGUAAUUCUGCAAACUAUUCUGUAGUUAAGUCCUCGCCAAUGGGAAGUCUUGAGAUAUUAGAACGAUCAGUAAUAGAUUUAUCAGAUAAUCUUAAAAAGGAGAGGAAGAUGCAAGGAGAUGUUAGAAAAGAGAAAACCAGAUCAUUAGAAAUUCCAUGUAACGAAUUGGAAGGUUUGGAGAAUGAUUUUAUUCUAAGAGAUUCGGAUUGUUUUUCUGAUGUUUCGAAUAUUAAACAGACUAUUAGUGGAAAAUUCGCGAACUACUCUGGAGUGAAGUCCAGACAACAUGAAAGUAAAACGAACAACAGUUUGAAAAAGGAUUAUUGUAGCAAUGUGAAGAAGGUACAAGAGGAUAAUUUUUACAAUAGGAAUAACAUGAAACGGAAGCGCGAACCCAGUAAUGAAGAUAAUGAAUGGAGAAAUAGCUCAUCAGAAAGUAGUAUAUCUUAUCAUGACACUAAGAAGAAAGUAUUGGAUUAUGAUGGUUUUGAUGUUGAUUCAAGGAUCAGUUUUGGUGAUGCAUUGAUGAUAGAAGAUAACAAUGUUAGAGUAGGAGAUAGCAGUUCCACUGUUAUGUCGUCUAAUCCACAAUAUAGUGAUGUACCGUGGAAGUUGUAUGAAAUCAAUUACAUAGAUACUGAGGACUGUAGAAAACUGUAUAAACGAAUUGGAAUAUCUUGUCAUGGGAUUACGAAUGAUCCCAGACUUCAAAAGGCUUACAAAUCCUCUUGUGAUGUAAACUCACAGAAAAGUACUAAUAAAUCUUUGGAAUAUUUGUUAAAUAAACUUGAACAGAAGAAAAUUAAUAGUAGAUCGAUGCCGGAUUUGCUUGCAAUAAACGAUAACAAGACAAGGAUGUUUCAAGAGCACGAGGAUAUUUCCCAGAUGUUUUACAGCAAAACCACUCGUACGAAGCUAUAUUCAGGUAUCAAAGUGGUAACCAGCAAUAUUCCCACCCUUUCUUCACUCUGCAACAAUGUAAUCCAAAAGAAUGUAGAGUCACUGGUGUAUACAAGAGGAGCGUCGUAUGCAUUACUGAAACCGAUCCUGGAAAAAUUAAAGCCCAAUCAGUUAUUGAAUCUGGAAAAGCAUAACCCUUACAUCAUCGAUGAAUCCGAAGAGCUAUGGAGUUAUCACUGCAAAAAGCAGUUCCACGACAGGAAUCGAGAGUAUAUGGAGACUUCGAGGAACAUGUAUAUGAGAUGUAAGGAAGAGCGCAAGAUGAAGCUCAGUAACAUCGUCAAGCACUCUCAGGAUAAAAACGUAUCCAGAAGACAGACGCAGCUAUGCUUCUUAGAUGCUGAGGAAGCACCAUCACCAAGCGUCGCUAAGAAGGAGAUUAAAAAGGAAGUCAGAAAGAAGGAGGUAAUAGAAAUUAAUAAACCAUUGUUUACACCGGACAUACGAAGGAAAGUUGUAGCAACGUCAAGUUCCAUCGAAACGGUGUCAUCUCCUGAAAAUAAUCUGCUUUCUCAGAGCAAGAUUUGUCCUAAAUCACUGAAGAAGAUGGCGCCGUUGAUGCAAAAGGCACAGAAGGUUUGGAAGGAGAAAA